This is a messenger RNA of Coprinopsis cinerea okayama7#130, 515 nucleotides long. Its product is annotated as 60S ribosomal protein L32. Lineage: Eukaryota; Fungi; Basidiomycota; Agaricomycetes; Agaricales; Psathyrellaceae. The record is from RefSeq and is a predicted model, not a curated record. Gene Ontology annotation, cellular component: cytosolic large ribosomal subunit; ribosome. The coding region runs from base 6 to 386 and encodes 126 amino acids. Gene Ontology annotation, biological process: translation. The transcript has 5 exons. Gene Ontology annotation, molecular function: structural constituent of ribosome.
CCACAAUGGCCAUCAAGAUCGUCAAGAAGCGCACCAACAAGUUCAAGCGCCACCAGUCCGACCGGUACCAUGGCGUCAAGGAGGCUUGGAGGAAGCCCAAGGGUAUUGACAACAGGGUGCGAAGACGCUUCAAGGGCCAGACCGCCAUGCCCAAGAUUGGCUACGGAAGCAACAAAAAGACCCGCCAUCUCCUCCCCAACGGACUCAAGAAGUUCCUUGUGAGCAAUGUCCGGGAUCUCGACGUCCUUCUUCUCCACAACAAAACCUUCGCUGCUGAGAUCGCCCACAACGUUAGCAGCCGAAACCGUACCGCCAUCCUCGACCGGGCAAAGGUCCUCUCCAUCAAGGUCACCAACCCUACCGCUCGCCUCCGAUCAGAAGAGUAAACAUGGCGCACUGGUCGACUUUCUACUUUCUCCAUGUACUCUUUUCUAUGAGCAUCUCCAUACACACAUGUCCUCAUGCCCUGUAAUGCUACCCUCCAAAAAAUUCCAAUAUGCCCAACGUCCUGGUGA